Molecule: messenger RNA, 2352 nt
Organism: Eurytemora carolleeae
Lineage: Eukaryota; Metazoa; Arthropoda; Copepoda; Calanoida; Temoridae
Product: putative protein TPRXL
Exons: 8
Coding region: 270-1022 (250 amino acids)
Source: RefSeq, a predicted model, not a curated record
UACAAUACCCGGCCUAGGCCUAGGCCUAUUUGACCGACCCCACUGGUUUAGUCCACCGCGAAAAAGUGACCUUUUGGGAUAAGUACAUUUCAUAUGAAGAAAAAAAUUCAUUUGAUGCUUACAGUAACAGUACACUGUAAUUUCCAAUUGGUCUUUCAUACCAACAUGUAAAGUAAUUUAGCCACAAUCUAAAGUUUGUAUGAGCUUUAUUUAUUUGCAUCCUAAUGGAAAAAUAAUUUUUUCAAAUUUGAUUUAUAAAAGCUAGGAAAAUGGGAGAGUUUAGGAGAGAUAAUAUUUACUAUGGAAUGCCAUACAGUUCAAUUAGAAGUGGAGGGGAUGGAGGGGAGUACAGAAGACCUGGAGUGGAUUCAUCUAUAUUUCUUGACAACUUUUAUAGUAAUCUGCCUCAAAGACCAUCUAGUGAGGUUUUGACUAAACUCCAUCGGCCAUCUUCUUCCUACUCCAACCUUUCUUCUCCUGCUCAACAAUAUUCUCCAAAUCCAUCUUCUUAUUCUUCUUAUUCAUCUUCCUCCGCCCCCCGACCUUACACUGGAUUAAGAAGAGCUAGUUCGCAGAACGAUCUACAGAUGGGGUUGAGUUCGACGAUGGAAAGGUCGUCUUCUAACAACAAUUUGUCUCGUCCAAACUCCUCUCUUAGAAGAUCUUACAAGAACACUCAUAACAUUAACGGAUUCUAUCAGAAGCCAAGUGACGAUAAGAAUGAUGAAUUUUUCACAAGCUCGCUAAAUUCAGGGUCUGCCCAUGAUCUUCACAAUGAUCCUCGGUUUGGCAAAUCUGAUAGUUUUUCAUUUUUCAAUGGUAACUAUCAUACUGUAACUACAGAUAUCAGGACUAGAAGCUCGCGUCCUGUUUCUGCUCUUGAAGGUCGAGCUCAGCUACAACCCCCUCCUCCCCCUGGCGGUGAAGUUGAUCAAAGAUAUUUAAAUCCAAGGAGAGAAAAGAAAAGAAGAGAGGAUAUAAACCUUGUAAAUGAUAUCCAUCAUAAGUAUCAAGAACUUUAAUUGAGAACUAGGAUAUAAACCUUGUAAAUGAUAUCCAUCAUAGGUAUCAAGAACUUUAAUUGAGAACUAGGAUAUAAACCUUGUAAAUUAUAUCCACAAUCAUAAUAUCAAACCCUUAAUUGAAAUCUAGGAUGUAAACCUUGUAAAUGAUAUCCACCAUAUAUUUCAAGAAAAAUGAUAUAUACAAAAUAAAUAUCAAGAACUUUGAUUGAGAGCUAUCUAUAUAAUAAAGCUCUUUGCUCAUGUAAAGUAUAAACUAAAUUGACGAUUGUACGGAAUUUAUAAUGUUUGUUGAUUCGUUUUAUUAUGAUUCCUUGCAACUGAAUACUUUUUUUAAAAGACUUAAAAAGAUUAUAUUUAAGGUCUAAGACUUAUUUAACUUAGGAAUCGUCAAGUUUAAAGAGUUUCAGGUCGUCUCAUUAGUCUCAUAUCCUUUGUGGGUAUGUAUAUAUAUAUAUAUAAAUAAAUAUAUAUAUAUAUAAAAAGGAUAAAUAUAUGUUGGCUAUGGCUAGCCAAUCUGGCCGACUUUUUUUUGGGCUACUUAGAACUUUAGUUGAAAGCUAGGAUAUAAACCUUUUAAAUGAUAUCGAACAUAAAUAUUAAGAACUUAAAUUAAAAUCUAGGAUAAAAUAAUAUCCGCUAAUUUAUUUAAGUUAGAAUACAAUACCAACAUAAUACACAUCUUUUAGAAUUAAAAUCAUAAACGAUCAUAACCGAUAAGAAACUUUCAGAAAAGAUCUGAAACGGUAAUUAACGAUCAGAGACCAUCAGAAACGAUCAGAAUCGAACAGUAAGAAGACACCGUUUUUGGCAAAAACGUCAAGUAUCGAAGUAAAAAAUAGCCUGGAUUAAUAAUUUUGACCAUUUAUGGCCUUGCAAUCAGAAAAUAUUAUGCAGAGCGUCCAAGAUCAUAUUUGAUUAUCUCUCAGCUUUAACGUAUUUUAUCCUGCAACGUAAUACUCGAAAAGCCUAGUAUUUUCUUCAGACUAAUUUUUAUAUUAUGCUCAUACAAUUUAUUUUAAUGAUUCAAUUUUUUUUUAAAUUUUCUAAUUAGUCCCGAAAAUUGUAAUUUAAAGCUAUAUACGAUCCAAUAUGAUGUGGGAUACCCUGCAUGCAGUAUAUUGAGAGGAACUAGAUAUGUAACAAAUAAGAUUUUAUCUUAUAGUUGAGGAAAACAAAUUAAUUCUUCAAAUUUUUAUAAAAACGUGUUCUUAAAUUUUAUUUUUAGGACUUGGUUCAAAGAAAGUUUUCUAUGACUGUUGAUGCAAUACAUGUAAAAUAAAAAGACGACUUUAUACUUUGAACUGACAAUGUUAAAAGCUAAAAUGUC